UAUAUUUUUUAUUUUUCUGUUACUCCCCGAUCAUGACAAGAAGCACAAUGAUGGUGUGACCGGUCGGUAGGGGAUGCUCCCUCCUUCAUGACACCUGAUCCCACCUCUGAUUUUUUGCAAUUCCGUGUUUGCUCUGAUUAUUUUGUAUUGUUUUGUGGAUUUUUGAUCUUGAAUACUGUUCUUAAUUUACAUAUGUUUCAUCAAGGACCCCUGAAAACAUUAGAGAUGGGGUCAAGUGCCUUGGAAGAGUAAAAAAAAACCCUGUCGACGUGCAGGAUUAUGAUCGGAUAAAUGGACUAAUCUGUAGACAAUUUAGGAGGAAACUAUAUCUCUUCAAUAUGUACUUAUACGCCUGUCAGCAUUCUGUGUAAUGGAGAGUGACUGCCAACAAUGCUACUUUAGAAGCCAUAGAAUUUCAGAUAUAUUGACUUCAAAUAACAUUCUUGAUAUGCUUUUAAAAGUAAUUUAUUUUUUAUGGAAUGAUUAUGAUGUAGCAUUUUCUCUGUUGUGUUUAGGUAUUUCUCUUCUAAAAAGACAUAGAUGAUGGAUUCUGAUGAAUAUAAGUUUCGGCCUGAUAGGAAGUUUCAGGGAUUAGCAGUGGUGAUUGUAAACUUUACAGAAGAGAGAAGCGGCUCUAAGGAGGACAUCACCUACAUGAAAAGAACGUUUGAAAUACUGGGAUUUAAAGUGAAAUUCUACGAAAAUCUAAGUAAACGAAAGUUUAUCGAGGUUAUAAACUAUUAUUCCAAAGAUGGUACACUGAGAGACUAUGAUAGUUUUGUGUUUGUCAUAAGUACACAUGGAGCGGGGCUAGAGAAGGUGGAAAAGGCUGAGACAGACUACGUCGUCCAUCAUCACGCCCUGCUAACGAAUGAUGACCAGUACUAUUACACCGCCACAAUGCUGGACAAGUUUAGAAAGUGUAAAGCACUUAAAGGAAAACCUAAACUUUUCUUUAUUCAAGCUUGUAGAAUUCCUGAAAGUAAGUCGUCUAAACAGCAACGAGUCCAGGGGAUUGGAUUUGAUGCAGGUACAGGUCUCCAAAGACUUGAUCUAGAGGACCAAAACAAAAAUAAAAGUAAACGUGACGAGACUGACGAUAAAGAGGAGUCGGUUAUUCUGAGAGAGGAAGGCAAUGGUUUAGAUUCUGAUCCAUAUAGUCUAUCAGAGGUGGAUAAUGGCGCUACUGAAACUGCAGUGGCAUCUUUCCCUGAUAAUAGCGAGAAUGAGGAUAACUGGAGUAUUUCUGAAGGAGCCUUGUUGGAUCCCUCAACAGACAUUGGAGAAUUAGGUGACGAGGUAGACCCUCCUCGUGCUAUUCGAUAUCGACCUGUAGAGUCUCCUCUCCAUAUCACGGCUGUUCCAUGUUACAAUGAUAUGCUGAUCGUAUUUGCUUCUCCUCAAGGACACUAUGCUCUUAGGAAUCAAGAAAUGGGCAGCUACAUGUUGAAAUAUUUACACGAUUCCGUAAUUAAGCAAUACGGCGAAGGCCAACUUUUAAACAAUAGAAACAACUUCCUGUAUAUUGUAAACGACGUCGCAGCGAAGAUGUCAUCCACUGAUUUCUAUGACGGGACAUACAAAAAUGUCACAUGUGUUGUUCAUAAACUCUCAAAAGAUAUAAUCUUUUCAAAAGGAGAAAAUAUGUGACAUUGUAAGCUAUAAUAGUUACUUUGAAGAUAAAGAUUCUGAGGUAUAUAUAGAUAAUUGCAAGAAAGUUUAAUAAUAUAUUGAAUGCUACAAUACUACUUAUUAUACCUCUACUGAUUUUUCAUUAUAUAAAAGUGUAUCGAUACAUUUUGCUGAUUUCCUGAAAAUCAUCGUGAAUAACCGAUUCCCUGCAAAACAGACUGAUUCCCUGCAAAAAAAAAGUUCGUUUUUUUAUGAACUGAUACACACCUAUUCGGAACACUUAGCAUUUUCUUUAAACUUACGACAAACUUAGAAAUGUUCCGAAUAAACUUAUGAAUAUUCAUUAAUGAAUCGAAAUGCAUCGCGAGUCAACUCGUCCCAUAUCAAUAAAAAAAAAAAACAGUUUACUGGUAGCAAACGACAACAGAUAUGGCGAGUAUUGAAUAUAACUUUUUAAAAUGUCUUGUUUGUAUCGGUAUAAUAAAACAGUUAAAGUAUAUCAUUGAGGGAGUCAGCAAGAUUCCAGUUCCCCUCGAGCAAGCCUAUUUUCCUCCGCGCAAGCGCCUCGGGAAAUAGACUUGUUCUUGGGGAACUGGAAUCUUGCUGUCUCCCUCAAUGAUAUACUUUAACUGUAUAUUCAUAUACAAUAGAUAUAUUUCCAGAUCUUACCUCAAAAUCUUAACAUUUUAAGUAAGCAAUCAAUAUUGACGACAAAAAAUUGUUUGACAUCAAGAUGUAUUUUGUUGCAACUGUAAGAAAACAAAUGUUUUAUUGAUUUUUGAUCUAGUGUCUUCAGUGAUUGUAAAUCUAGUCCUCAAAAUCAUCUUUAGGCAUAUACAAUGUUAUGAUUAAUUAAUUCUGUUAAACGUGAAAACGCUUAUUUCAUACUAUUUCGACUAUACAAUUGCUGAGUUAAAUGUUUGACUUACCAAUAUUCAUUGUCUGGGAAUUCUCAGUCUCUGAUCUCUGGGAUCAGGUGUCAUGCAGGAGUGAGAAUCCCCAGCUGACCAGACACAUCUGCCAUGUGCUCCAUGUCAUGAUCGGCACAACGGUGAAAACAGAAAAUGUUUAAACAUUAUGAAAAAUGGCAGUCAGCAUUUGACACAAUGAUAGAUGCCUUUAAGGUCAUUGUAUCGAUCAAACACUUCGCAAUUUAUUUUAAUUAGAAGGUCAUUGUAUCGGUCAAACAUUUGCAUAAUGAUUAUAUAUCAAUCAAGACUGUCGAUUUCCUUUUUUCUGCAACUUGUUUUACAAUAGCUUGCAUUAUUAGGAAAUCAGCCUGUACAAGAUUUUUUUAAAAUAAAUUUUGCUUAAUAUGAAAACAAAAAAUAAAUCUGCAAACAGUAUGGCGCAACUUUCCAUCCAUGGGGAUGAAAAGCAAAGUAGAAUUUUUUUCUCCAUUAACUAAAAUAAUUUAUUAACAAACUAUAAA
Molecule: messenger RNA, 3064 nt
Organism: Saccostrea cuccullata (small rock oyster)
Lineage: Eukaryota; Metazoa; Mollusca; Bivalvia; Ostreida; Ostreidae
Exons: 6
Coding region: 541-1650 (369 amino acids)
Biological process (GO): apoptotic process; positive regulation of neuron apoptotic process; proteolysis
Cellular component (GO): cytoplasm
Source: RefSeq, a predicted model, not a curated record